Molecule: messenger RNA, 1978 nt
Organism: Daldinia decipiens
Lineage: Eukaryota; Fungi; Ascomycota; Sordariomycetes; Xylariales; Hypoxylaceae
Product: mannose-P-dolichol utilization defect 1 protein
Exons: 2
Coding region: 443-1315 (290 amino acids)
Source: RefSeq, a predicted model, not a curated record
CUUUAGUAUUUCUGUUGGCGAUAUAAACUUACACGCUGACUUACAAUCGGGUUGCAGUUCAGCACACCAGCCACAAGCUUAGGUACAUAUUUGAAUAUGCCCUAUGUACAUGUACCUAAGUACCGACUAGCAUUAGGCUUCAAAGCUACCUACAUAAGGUACCUAGGGUCGAUUGGGCUUAGUCCCUCCCCGUAAACCCAGCUGACAGGGUCACAAGCUGCCAGCUUAGACAUUUCCUGCCUGACUGAUUAUUACGUAUCGUGGCGUGUUAUUUUUAUCGCGCCAGGACAUUUGUGUUAAGCCCCAGCUGUUGGAAUUUUUAUUUUAUCUCAGCCUCAUCAAAUCCCCUUUCCUAUCAAGUCUGUAUAUCUGGCCUGAUUAUACCGACACAAGUACUACAGACAGCCUGACUGCAUCUAGUUGGGAAAUAGAAUAAAUCGCGAUGGAGGCACUGAAAACUGCGCUGCAGCCCUUGCAGCCCAUUACGAACAGCUUACCUGCUCCCAUUCGCGACCUAGGCGUGUCCAUCAUCGGCGAGACCUGCUACAAGACGUUGAUCCUCGAUCUUGACCCUACGGAUUCGGAAUGCCUUAAGCUAGCCAUCUCCAAGGGCUUGGGUAUUGGUAUCAUCGGCGCAUCGUCUAUCGUCAAGGUUCCUCAAAUCAUCAAGCUCGUCCAAUCGCAAUCCUCAUCCGGUGUCAGCUUUCUAUCGUAUCUGCUCGAGACCUCGUCCUACCUCAUCUCGCUCGCCUACAACUUCCGCAACGAAUUUCCCUUUAGCACCUAUGGCGAGACCGCCUUGAUCCUCGGCCAGAAUGUCAUCAUCACUGUCCUCGUUUUGAACUAUAGCGGUAGAGCUAGCAUGGCAGCGCUGUUUAUUGCUGCCUUGGCUACGAGCGUUGUCACGCUGUUCAACGGUGGAAUACUCGAUAUGCAGACCCUGGGCUAUUUGCAGGCUGGCGCGGGAGUGCUUGGCGUGGCUAGCAAGGUGCCUCAAAUUGCUGCUAUCUACCAGGCAGGUGGAACAGGUCAGCUCAGUGCCUUUACGGUCUUCAAUUAUCUUGCCGGCUCGCUCUCUCGAAUCUUCACGACAUUGCAAGAGGUGGACGACAAGUUGAUCUUAUACGGUUUCGUAGCAGGCUUUGCGCUGAACUUGGUCUUGGCUGCGCAGAUGGUCUACUACUGGAAUGCACCGUCAGCUAAGGUUAGAGGGAAGAUGAAGGAGGCAGCUCCGGUUCCAGCUGCUUCUCAGAGCUCUGGCGUCUCUACAGCUACCCCUAAAAGUAAGGGGCCGUCGACACGACGCAGGGGUUGAAUUCUUGUUACGUCCUGAACCGACUUUGUUGAGCAGGAAUGAUUUUUUAGACAUCAACUAUUGUAAUACACGUAUGUUAUACCACGGCUUCUUACAUGCUCUACUACUCGUGGUAGCCGAUGUGACCUUUAUCCAAAUAGAUUUUGGUAUGUCAUGUGCUACUAAUCCCCGUGCCCGGGCUUGGCCCGUCGUCUACCGUUAUUUAUCAGGUAAGGAAAGAAAAACCUGGCAGGGACAUCUGCAUGGUUAAGCGCCGUGGGCAGCGUGAUAAUAUGUAUCUACAUAUCUAAUAUGCAGGCGAAAAAUCGUUCUCGACUCCGCUUCCGGAUCUAUUCGGGAAAUGGAUCAGUUAUAGGAAGACGGCAAGCUGGUGGUAUGAGAAGGAUUCGAGACCGAUAGCCGACGCAGAUCGGACUUGGGAGUCACAUUAGACCUUGUUGUUGGUCAUGGAUGGUCAUGGAUGGCCAUGUAUUUACUGAUAAACUGUCUGAGAUGUGGUUGAAUUAGUCAGAUAUGCCUGCUGCAUCGCCACGUUUGCUUUUUGUUCCCGCUGUUUUCGAAACAUGCGUGCGAGUAUCGCGAUUCUCGAUAGGUGCCCGCUUAGUUGGGAGUUGGGAGUUGGGAGUCGAUGUUCUUUGUUUCCAGGUAUGAAGGAAAAGGGUG